Ceratina calcarata is the source of this 4346-nucleotide messenger RNA. Its product is annotated as solute carrier family 35 member F5. The transcript is spliced from 10 exons. The coding region runs from base 1428 to 2864 and encodes 478 amino acids. Gene Ontology annotation, cellular component: membrane. NCBI's taxonomy places the organism in Eukaryota, Metazoa, Arthropoda, Insecta, Hymenoptera, Apidae. The record is from RefSeq and is a predicted model, not a curated record.
AAUGCCGAUGCAGCAACCAAUUGUUAUUCUCUAUCGCCGGUAUUUCCGGAGCUGACAACGAUAACAAUGACAAAUGUAGACCGAACUCGUAAAAAAUAAUUACUCCUAUUCCACGAUUCGAAUUUAAUUGACAAGAAGCACGUAUUGCUUCAUUAUACGAAUUCAACUUUUAUAACUUUUUAAUUCAUUAAUGAACUACGAUUUUUACAAGAAUUUUAGUCUAAUAUAUGAUAAUAUUUUUUAAUUAAAGCUAUACGAGAUAAAGACAAGAACCUUUUUUUCCCUUGUCAUUCGACAAUCGUUGCUGCACGGCCGUCUGUUGCCGAAUUCUACCGUUACUGAUGACAUUGUUAGACAUUAUUAAAAUAAUCUAACAAAAGCGAAACGAAACACGGAACAAUAACGAAACCGAACAGUCACACGGAAUCUACUUGUUGUUACUGUUAUUCGUCAUGGCAACCCGUUCUUAAGCCACCUUUACAUCGAAGGAAAUUUUAAAAUAAUAAUUGUAUGUAUGGUAAAGAUAAUUGUACUAAAUGUAUACGCAACGGAACAUUUAACAUAUGUAAUUUUUAAUAUGGGACACAUGAAUAAAAGGUCGUUUAUGUACAAACAAUUUCUUUCCCGCUUUUCUAUCUCUUUUUUACGAACGUCUCUCCCCCCUUUUUUAUCUGUUUCCUGCUGUAUUCUUUUUUAUUAAUUAGCAUCGGAAAUUAAUGUCCACGUAAAGAAACGUUCAACUGCCUUCGCUUCUAUAUAAUUUCGCGAACACAAAAGAUGUCCCUUUGUUACUCUACAAAAAAGGAAAGAAGAAUAACAGACAACAAAUAUUUUUGUUAAUGAAAUAAACCGCGUAGAUAAAUAGAUAAGAAAGUAUGAGCAACUGAAUGACUAAUGAUCGAAAAAGCGUGCCCUUUAUUAGACGCGUAGCGCCACCAGAGUGAUAGCAAAAUUUACAGAACGUCAUCAGCGGAUCAACAUGAUUACGGGCAAUCGUUCGGACGCGAUAACGAGACAGAAUUACUGAGGCGUUAGAACGAUUUAGUUGGAAAACUCGCGUGGAGUAAUCAUCGUUAAGGAAAUUGGUAGUAGAGAACUGAAUAACAAGGUGCGAAAGGUGUCACCUAAGUGUACGAUUGGAGAGCUCGAGGUGCUCGAUCAUUUCAAAAUGUAGGGGACUCACAGGAGCAUAAAUCAGUGAUCAGUGCCGAAAAAUCAAGGGUUGCCUUUAAUCGUGUUAUCCUAUCCUGUACGAUCAUCUCUAUAUACUUGCCGCACGUCCACCUGUUAUAACUCAUAGAUUUAGUAAACACUUUGUUUAAAUAAAUAUACCCUUCACCAUCUUUCAUUCCCAAAUGACAAACGAACUUGUAUUACUGAGUGAUCAAUGAUGUUGUAAACAGUAAUAAAAAGUUAUUGACUGGAUCAUGAGCUGUUCGGUUGAAUUGAGACAGCGCAGGCAACAGGGGAUAGCGGAGGAUCCUCAUAAACUAGCAGCGAUGAUGAACAAGUCUCAAAGACUAGUAUUAGGGCUGUUGGUUCUGUUGCUAGUCGAUAUAAUUUGGGUCUCUAGUUCGGAACUUACCAAAUAUAUUUACAGAGAAGCUGCUUUUGAAAAGCCAUUUUUUACUACAUACGUAAAGACGUCAAUGUUCACAUUUUAUUUGCUCGGUUUGUGCUUCUGGCCUCCAUGGAGAGAUCAGUGCAAUAAACCAGCAACAUACAUGUUCAUAGAUCCGAAUAUAGAGGAUGACAAUUUCUAUUCAGAAGCCAAUACAAGUUUGAGCGACCCAACAUUUGUUCCAAUAAAAACACCAGAUCACUGUGAUCGUUCCUCAGGAACAGAAAGCGAUGAUUCGUCGAUAAGAUCAGUAAGAUUCAGUAAAUUAGCGGAGGUUCGUCAUAUGUCAGAGAGCGAUGCCACUGAAGCAUUAUUGGCAAGACUCAGCUAUCAAGCAAGCUUGAGAGCUGGAGAGCAUGCGAGAAGACAAGCCAACAAGUUCUCUGUCCAGAAAGUAGCGAAAAUCGCACUUAUGUUCUGUCUACUUUGGUUUAUGGCCAAUUAUACUUAUCAAAUAUCAUUAGUUAAAACCGAAGCAGGGGUUGUAACUGUAUUGACGUCGACCUCGAGCUUAUUCACUCUAUUCCUUGCUGCCUUUUUCCCCAGCAAUGGAGGAGACAAGUUUACAUUGUCUAAACUAAUUGCUGUGACUAUCAGCAUUCUUGGACUAGUUCUAGUAGGUCUUUCAGAUUUAAGUAUAGAAACUAAUAGGAUACCUACAGGCAUAAUAUUGGCCCUAGUUAGCGCAUUUUUCUAUGCAGCGUAUAUUGUAUUUCUAAAGAGAAAGGUGGAUCACGAAGAUAAAAUGGAUAUUCCAAUGUUCUUUGGAUUUGUUGGACUGUUUAACUUGACACUUCUGUGGCCACUGUUUUUUAUUCUGCAUUAUGGUCAUUGGGAAGAAUUCGAAUGGCCAGAUACCCAUCAGUGGACAUUUUUAAUCAUCAAUGGUCUGAUUGGUACAGUUCUAAGCGAAGUACUCUGGUUAUGGGGUUGUUUCCUAACGUCAUCCCUAAUAGCAACAUUGGCAGUGAGUUUACUUAUGCCAAUGUCAAUGAUAGCAGAUGUUUUAUUAAAAAAAGUCCAGUACCCUUGCAUUUUCUACCUGGGAACCGUCCCAAUGUUGUUAGCAUUUUUAACUGUGUCUCUCCUGUUCUACUAUGAUAAUUGGGAUCCAGUCAUGGAUUUGAUAAAAAGGGUUUACAUUUGGAUUUGUAGGAGAAAUAGAUCGAUAAGAAUACCGGAUCUCGAGGCGGAGCAAACGGAAUCGCUAAUAGGAAUAAACAGUGGCGAACACGAAGCUUAACUCGACAAUAACUCGAGCGAAAUAAUGUAAUAAAUCUGUUUUACGUAUGUAUAUUUCUACACUUAACGAAUGCUUCGCCGAUGCGCAUAAAACAAUAUCAAUGUACCUUAUAUGUUUAUCCGACAUUGAUGCUGCCUUUCGCAAACGGAUUCUGUAAUGUAAACUGAUCGGUACUGAUAGGUACACCUAUAAUUUAAUUACUGAGGCAUUACACAAGCAAUUAUGAGUAUUCUACAAUAGAUAUCAUCUUCUUUCUAUGAUAAAUGUGUUAAUCUGUCGUUUUGCCAUACAAAUUAAGCUUCAUUCAUCCACGCAGUAGAAUAUCAUAAUACUGCCAGACAAUAAUUGCACAUUGUUCAAUGCGUAUUUGGGAAGAAAUCAGUAGAAAGUAAUUUUCGUUUGUAUUCUUCGAAGGGCUUACAGUGUUUUCUUAUUUUUAUCGGAAUUCUUAAAAGAAUGUGAUUUGAGUUUAAAAAAGUCUGAGAAACAAAUAAGUACUUAUAUAUAUCAUUCUUUUUAAAGUGAUUAUAUUCAUCGUUAUUAAUAUCGCUUUAUGUAAAGUAUUAUUUUUUUUAAGAUUGCUUUCGAAAUGUAUAAGAGCUUAAUUUAUAUUUCGUUAUGUAUUAACCGAACUUGUAUGUUAAUUGUUAUGUAAAUAACUGAUUUGUUGAACGUCGUGUACUUAUUCCGAAUGGUGUAUGCCAUAUAUAAAUUUUAAGACAACGUCACUGGGAUAUACUUGCGCAAUUUUAACGAUGUAAGACCGUAACAGUGAAAUUAUAUAUUUAGAUUUCGGACCAAUCUCAAAUUCGAUAAUACUAACAAACGCGACGGCCAGAGAAAAAUUAAAGCUCAUUCAUCGAUGCAUUUUGUGGCAUGCAAUUUUUAUAUCCGAUACGCGUGAUAACUGUAUCAUCUUCACUUAAAUCUAGUCAAAAUAACUGUACUGAUACAUUCCUCUGUUUAACUGUAUGUCUUACAUGCAACACAUCCACGAUCAACUUAUUUAUUCAUCGGGCGUGUACAUAUAAUAUACUUUUCUAAACCGGUCAUUUAGUUUACGUAAUGUACAUAAAACAAUAUUAAUAACUUUUAUUUUGAUAGACGAUGCGCACAACUACGUUUCAUCAUCACGUAUAAAAAUCAAACGAUGUCUAUCAAACUGUGUCUCAAAUUCCAAAUUGCACGGUACGCGUAUACACGUAACAUGGAAUCACGUUUCCAUCACGUUUCAAUCAAUAUGUACCGUGAACAUUUUAUAAGCGAAACCGUUAAGAGAUCAUUCUAUAAGUAUAUAAUACUAGCUUGAUAUAUUGUGAUAUAAUUACUAUGGUGCGCAAAUAUAAUUUAGUCUAACAUGAAUCAAGCUUUAAAGGAAACCAAUAAUGUAGAUUGUAUACUUAAUUGUUCCUGAAUCUACUACAGUUGUACAUUUGUUGUACAUACGGUAUUUUAAUAUUAAGAUUAGAAUGAUAUACACAU